UCGGAGUCGCCCCGAGCCGGCAGCAGCCGGGGAGCUGCUGGCGCUGCUGCUGCUGGUGCUGCUGCUGCUGUUGCUGGUGCUGCUGCUGCGACGGCCGCGGCAGCGGCGGCGGCGGCGGCAUUCGCAUCUGCAGCGCCAAGGCCAAGGGGGAGAGCCGGGUGUGCCCUUGGCCACCCAGCGCGAUCCUCGCUGCGUGGCUGACUCGGUUUCCGCGGUCAUCCAGACAUCUUGGCGGCUUAGGACUUAGCCCCCCGCGAGGAUGCGGCUGUUCCGGUGGCUGCUGAAGCAGCCGGUGCCCAACCAGAUCGAACGCUACUCACGCUUCUCGCCCUCCCCUCUCUCCAUCAAGCAGUUUUUGGACUUUGGAAGGGACAAUGCUUGUGAAAAGACCUCAUACAUGUUUCUACGGAAGGAGCUUCCUGUACGUCUAGCAAAUACAAUGAGAGAAGUUAACCUACUGCCUGAUAAUUUACUUAAUCGGCCUUCAGUAGGCUUGGUCCAGAGCUGGUAUAUGCAGAGUUUCCUCGAACUUUUAGAAUAUGAGAAUAAGAGCCCUGAGGAUCCACGAGUCUUAGAUAACUUCCUGCAAGUUCUCGUUAAAGUUAGAAAUAGACACAAUGAUGUGGUUCCCACCAUGGCCCAAGGAGUUAUCGAGUACAAGGAGAAGUUUGGGUUUGACCCGUUCAUUAGCAGUAACAUCCAGUAUUUCCUGGACCGAUUUUAUACCAACCGCAUCUCUUUCCGUAUGCUUAUUAAUCAACACACUCUUCUCUUUGGCGGUGAUACUAAUCCAGCUCAUCCCAAACACAUCGGAAGUAUUGAUCCCACCUGCAAUGUAGCAGAUGUAGUGAAAGAUGCAUAUGAAACGGCCAAAUUGCUAUGUGAACAGUAUUACCUGGUAGCGCCUGAACUGGAGGUCCAAGAAUUCAAUGCCAAAGCUCCAGACAAGCCUAUUCAGGUAGUAUACGUGCCCUCACAUCUGUUUCACAUGCUGUUUGAGUUGUUCAAGAACUCCAUGAGAGCGACCGUGGAACUGCACGAAGAUAGAAAAGAGGGUUACCCGGCCGUGAAAACCCUUGUUACUCUGGGAAAAGAGGACUUGUCCAUCAAGAUCUGUGACCUAGGCGGUGGGGUCCCACUCCGAAAAAUCGAUCGCCUCUUUAACUACAUGUAUUCCACUGCCCCGAGACCCAGUCUGGAACCCACGAGAGCUGCCCCUCUGGCUGGAUUUGGUUAUGGUCUACCAAUUUCUCGACUGUAUGCUAGAUACUUUCAGGGAGAUUUAAAACUCUAUUCAAUGGAAGGAGUAGGAACUGAUGCUGUCAUAUAUUUAAAGGCUCUUUCAAGUGAAUCAUUCGAACGACUUCCGGUUUUCAACAAGUCUGCCUGGCGUCAUUACAAGACCACGCCAGAGGCCGAUGAUUGGAGCAAUCCCAGCAGUGAACCCAGGGAUGCCUCCAAAUACAAGGCGAAACAUUGCAGUUUUCAAGAACCAGUGGAUGAAGUUAAGUGAUGACUUACAGUAUGUAAAAGUGCAUAAUCGGACAAGAUCAAGACUAAUAGAACUUUCUAGGAAAUUAAAUUCUUCAGUCCUCGUUAUGAAGCAAGAUUAUCUUCUACAUGUCAACUAGAAAGAACUUUCCUCCACCAAGUUCAAGUUUAAGUUAAAACAUCAUAGCUAUUCUAGUGCUUCAGUGUGUAUUUGCUCCAUACCAUCUGUAACCUUCCUGUAGUACUCCCUGUUUCCACCCAAGUACCACUAAAGUAACUUCACAUAGUGUAUUGCCGUGAUUCAGUUGGCGCCUGUCACAAGAGAGCACAAAACCUCAUCAGUGCGCUCAUGUGCUCAGUCUUCUUUUAUGCUUUUAGAGUCAAAAAUCUGCCGCGGCUCCAAUAUUCUUGCUUCCUUCCCCAUUCCUGUACAACGGCUCUCCGCUGUUGCUCUUUGUGACCAAAUAUGCUGUUUGUCCCAAACCACCAGCUAAGAUCUGGGGAGACCGGAAGUUGAGGACACCAGCUGAACGUGUCUUGAUAAUUCCAAGGGCCCAGAGGUGUCAUAUCUCUCCCUCCACACUCUCUGGUUUUAACUUUGCCUUCUUGCAUCUGAUUGUAUUGUCAUUGUGAGGUGUGAGUACUUUGGCAUUGGAUCACUCUUGGAAUCACUAAUUUUGCUUUAAAGUUCUCUUGUGUACUUCCUUCCGUUCUGUUGAUUAAAGCAUUCCAAAAGUUG
This is a messenger RNA of Sorex fumeus (smoky shrew), 2230 nucleotides long. RefSeq names its product pyruvate dehydrogenase kinase 3 (gene PDK3). Gene Ontology annotation, cellular component: mitochondrion. Bases 260 to 1513 code for a protein of 417 amino acids. Gene Ontology annotation, molecular function: pyruvate dehydrogenase (acetyl-transferring) kinase activity. NCBI's taxonomy places the organism in Eukaryota, Metazoa, Chordata, Mammalia, Eulipotyphla, Soricidae. Gene Ontology annotation, biological process: protein phosphorylation; regulation of glucose metabolic process. The transcript is spliced from 13 exons. The record is from RefSeq and is a predicted model, not a curated record.